This is a messenger RNA of Amaranthus tricolor (Joseph's coat), 426 nucleotides long. RefSeq lists its product as uncharacterized. Bases 1 to 426 code for a protein of 141 amino acids. The transcript has a single exon. The record is from RefSeq and is a predicted model, not a curated record. NCBI's taxonomy places the organism in Eukaryota, Viridiplantae, Streptophyta, Magnoliopsida, Caryophyllales, Amaranthaceae.
AUGGAAUACCUAUCGAGAACCCUCAACUUGGCCAGUGAAGAUCCAGAGUUUAAAUUUCACCCUAGAUGCAGCAAUCUCAAGCUCAACCACCUAGCUUUUGCAGAUGACCUUAUGAUGUUCUGUAAAGGUAACCUACAGUCCAUUAGUAUCCUAAUCAAGACAAUAGAUUACUUCUCCUCAUGCUCCGGCCUCAAAGCAAACAACUCCAAAUCAGGUAUAUACCUUGCAAGAGUGAGCAAUGAUUUCAGAGAUCAGGUAGAGAAAAUCAUACACUACAAUUUUGAGAGCCUCCCAAUUAAGUAUCUUGGGAUGCCUCUCAAAUCGAGAAGGUACUCAGUCACAUAUUAUGAGUAUUUAGUCGACAAGAUGACAGCCCGGAUCAAAGUGUGGUAUGCAAAAAACCUUUCCUACACCGCUCGCCUCUAG